Plasmopara halstedii is the source of this 432-nucleotide messenger RNA. RefSeq names its product FOG: Ankyrin repeat. Bases 1 to 432 code for a protein of 143 amino acids. NCBI's taxonomy places the organism in Eukaryota, Oomycota, Peronosporomycetes, Peronosporales, Peronosporaceae. The record is from RefSeq and is a predicted model, not a curated record. The transcript has 4 exons. Gene Ontology annotation, molecular function: protein binding.
AUGUGCGUGAACGUUUGGACGGCGGCAAGUGAUGGGGAUUUUGAGAGCAUCAAAUCGUUUCUGGCUAGUGGAGGUGACGUCAAUGCGAAGGAUGAAAAUGGAUACACGCCAUUGCAGGCAGCCGUAAGCUACAACCAUAUGGAACUGGUUAUAUUUCUUCUCGCGAGUGGUGCCGACGUCACACUUGGAGACAAUGAUUUAGACACGCCGUUGCAUCGAAGUGAAACGGUUGAGUGUGCGAAGCUACUUCUUGAACAUGGCGCGAACAUGAACGCACGCAACUCUGAGGGACAUACUCCGUUUGAUGUUGCCAUUGAGGAUGAACACGAGGAACUUAUGAAGUUCUAUGAGAACUUGGGUGCUGACAAGUCGGACAGGGUCUUUGAAGAUGACAAUGAACAUUUUCCAAACGGCGUUAGUCCCGAGAUGUAG